AUGCCUUUAGAGACUCUCGCGCAAGAACUGGUAUCCCUCAUUUUACAAAAUGUCGACUCACCUCGUGGUCUUCACGACCUGAUCACAGCAUCACCGGCAUGCUUACGAACUUUCUCCCAAGCGCCACGGCUUAUCCUAUCUGCCGUGAUUCGGAAUGCAAUACCGGCCGAAACAAUCAGACAUUUUCUCGCUGUUCUACGAACACCUUCGCCUUCAACUAUGAGUCUAGUAUCCCAGUUCCUGGACCAGUACUUCGACGUGUCUUCAUCAUUUGACUUUCCCACGACUAAGGCAGACGUCAUAUCACUCUACCAGCUCUAUAAUCGGGUGACUUUCAUCAUCACUCGAUACCUCCAUCGACUACAAGAGCUCGGUUUAGGCGAGUCGAUUCUUAUUUCUUCUGGCUCUGAGUGUGUACGACUUCAAAGGGCGUUUCUGCGGUUUGAACUCUAUUCACGACUCUUUCAAGUUGACAAAACUUACCCUUGGGAGGACCCAACACCAAACCAUCAGUUCUCUGGUGUUGAACAGUUUGACCUAUUCUUGUUCCACCUAGCACCAUGGGAGGUGGAGGAAAUGCAUUGCGUCGAGCAAUAUAUCUCCGUCCUCGUCGAAAACUUUGUUGACCAACUACAGGAGCAGCUUAUUGAUUCUGUCAAGAGGUGUCCUGGGAUUGUAUGGACAUUAUCUUCAGAGUCUAGACAAGCAGUAGACAUGAAGGAAAAAGAGGAGGGCAAUGGCAAAUGUAACCGGGAAAACCUCAGAGCCUUUGAAGCCCUGGAACUCACUGGUCUGACAUUAUUUUCUCGGAAUGUUGAGAAUUAUUCCCCAGCCCAUAUCAGCUAUAUGACCUCUCUUGGUCUUGACUUCAUCUACGAUCUUUGUAUCUCAGAGGGCAGAAGAUCUGGGUUAAUACGUUCAAACUCUCCGCACACCCGUGAGUUUCUACCAGAGGCUCUCCGUCAUUCGCCCCCAUGGAUACGAGUGCCUGAAGGUGUUUACAGACAGCCUAAAUGGGGUGCAGAAGAUGAUCCACAUCAUCACAAUCUCAGCUGGCAUCUGUACAGAAUGGAUCCGAAUUACGGAGCCAUAUAUGUUAGGCCCCUCAAUUGUGACUACUCGGCACUACGACAACUCGGUUAUGUGUUUUGGGAUUCCGGUAGGAUACAGUCUUCAGAGGUAUUUGAAAGAUUGGAAUCAGCCAGAAAGGGAAUGUUGGAUUGCGGCCAUUUUGGUAGAAGGCGGCGGGAAAGACUUGAAGACAGGCUCAAGGGAGUCAGGCUCCCCAUCGAUCAGUUUCAGGAGAUCGAAAGAAAAUUCGGAUAUAUCACACGUCCGCUGCCAGAGGGCGAGGACUGA
Fusarium sp. VM40 is the source of this 1359-nucleotide messenger RNA. NCBI's taxonomy places the organism in Eukaryota, Fungi, Ascomycota, Sordariomycetes, Hypocreales, Nectriaceae. The record is from the annotation of a GenBank genome assembly.